AUGGUGGUGAUGGUGGUGGUGGUGAUGGUGGUAAUGGUGGGGUUGGUGUUGGUGUUGGUUGUGAUAUUGGUAAUAGUAAUGGUGUUGGUGGGGGUAGUGCUGGUGAUAGUGAUGGUGGUGAUGCAGCUGGGUGCCGCGGCUGGAGGCCCGCUGCUGCUGUGCGCCGCGCUGCUGGCUGUGGGCUGCGCACUGGGCCUGCGCCUGGCGCAGGCUGCGGACCGCGGGGCGCUAGCCUGGCUCUGCUUCGACGCCCUGGUGCACUUCGCACUGGAAGGCCCUUUUGUCUACUUGUCUUUGGUAGGAAACAUCACAGAUUCUGAUGCCUUGAUCGCUUCAUUGUGGAAAGAAUAUGGCAAAGCUGACGCAAGAUGGCUUUAUUUGGAUCCAACCAUUGUGUCUUUGGAAAUUCUGACUGUCGUUCUGGGUGGGUUUCUGGCAUUGGUUCUCAUUUAUGCCAUCGUCAAAGAGAAACAUUAUCGGCAUUUCAUACAGAUCACCCUGUGCGUGUGUGAAUUGUAUGGCGGGUGGAUGACCUUCUGCCCAGACUGGCUUAUGGGAAGCCCCAACCUCAACACCAACAAUUGGCUCUACUUUUGGGUCUAUCUGGUAUUUUUCAAUGGUGUUUGGGUUCUGAUCCCAGGACUGUUACUGUGGCAGUCAUGGGUAGAACUCAAGAAAAUGCAUCACAAAGGAUUCAAUUCAGGCAAAAAGUUUCAGUGAAUUUUCAAAAUCAUAAACACCAUCAGCGUGCUUUAUGAGCCAGAAUGAAUCAAACCUCUUUGUUGGGCCAAAAUGUAAUACAUUCCAGUCUAUACUUUUCUUUUAUAUUGUCAUUCUUG
Messenger RNA from Balaenoptera ricei (Rice's whale), 839 nucleotides. Its product is annotated as emopamil-binding protein-like. Lineage: Eukaryota; Metazoa; Chordata; Mammalia; Artiodactyla; Balaenopteridae. Gene Ontology annotation, cellular component: membrane; endoplasmic reticulum. The record is from RefSeq and is a predicted model, not a curated record. Gene Ontology annotation, molecular function: cholestenol delta-isomerase activity. Gene Ontology annotation, biological process: sterol metabolic process.